Messenger RNA from Erythranthe guttata (spotted monkey flower), 1926 nucleotides. NCBI's taxonomy places the organism in Eukaryota, Viridiplantae, Streptophyta, Magnoliopsida, Lamiales, Phrymaceae. The record is from RefSeq and is a predicted model, not a curated record.
GCCAAAAGCCCCAACUGUCAUUUCUCUUAAAACCCUACUCAUCUGAGGCUGGCGCUCUCGACACGAAUCAAAAAUGGCUUCCUUCAUAUCAGAAACCAUCCCAAAAUUCACGGCCGAAACCCUAAAAUUCGCUGCUAAACAAUCCGAAGCCUGCCGCGUUAUCCCCCUCCGCCUCCGCCGCGCCAUCAAGAAGUACAUCCGAGAGCAAGAUGUUACGAAUAUGAGGAGAAAUGUGUUGAGCCUGUGUCGAUCGUUCAACGAUAUAAAGGAAGCGAACUUGCUACUACCGAGCUCGACCUCAAAGGAGCUUGUGGAAGAUCCACUUAAGGCCAUGGAAAGCUCACAGAGGUGGAAACUCAGCACUUCUUAUCGCGAUGUUGGUCUUAAGUACCAAGAAGAACAGGCUGUUGCUUAUGUCGCUGCUCGUAUGCCAGCUGUCUACUCUGCUCUCUAUCGAGUCCUCAGUGAGGUGAGAAGAAGAGUUCCCGAUUUUACUCCAGCUAAAGUACUUGACUUUGGGGCAGGGACUAGUUCAGCAUUAUGGGCGAUGAUGGAGGUGUGGCCUGGUUCUGUGGAGCGUAUUAAUUUGGUGGAGCCAUCACAAUCAAUGCAAAGAGCAGGACAGAGUCUAUUUAAAGAUUUAAAAAAAUUGCCGCUAGUUCAAAGCUACAAUAGCAUCCAAUCAUUGAGUAAGCAUAUCAACAAGUCUGGCAGAAGACAUGAUCUUGUCAUUGCUUCAUACGUCCUUGGAGAGGUACCAUCAUUACAGGACAGAAUUACUCUUGUGCGCCAGCUGUGGGAUCUUACAGACGACAUCUUGGUUUUGGUCGAGCCUGGAUCACCACAAGGAUCAAAUAUUAUAUCUCAAAUGCGGUCGCACAUCUUAUGGAUGGAGAAUAGGAGAACACGCAAGUUGCAGAAUGCAGCCAAUAAAGCCUCUACGGAAUUGGUGCCUCUCAAAACUGGUGCUUUUGUAGUUGCUCCUUGUCCCCAUGAUGGACCAUGUCCAUUGCAGAAUACAAACAAAUACUGUCAUUUUGUUCAGCGUUUGCAGAGGACAUCAUCUCAGCGUGUAUAUAAGCGGACCAAGGGCCCUUUACGUGGCUAUGAAGAUGAAAAAUUCUCCUAUGUUGCUUUCAGACGAGGAACAAGACCAAGAGAACCUUGGCCGCUUGAUGGUAUGAAGUUCGACACAUUAAAGGAGAUGCAUGCUAAACGAAUACCAGAAAAUUAUGAUAUUGACGUCGAGUCUCAAUUUGAGAGGGGAGAAGUUCAAUUAUUGGCAGAGAGCCAACUUGGGAGCGACGAAGUGCAGGUUGAUCAGUCUGAAGAAGAAGAAAAACAAAAAGAUGAUCGCAUUAAACGUAAACGAUAUGAAUCUGAUUGCUCAGAAACAGAGGAAGAAACUGAUAAUGAUAAUGCAGACGAAGGAAUCGAAGAAAAAGAAGAAGAAGAAGAAGAAGAAAGUCCAAGUGCUGAUCUAGGGAGUGGGUGGGGAAGAAUAAUAUAUAUGCCUUUGAGGAGGGGCAAAAGAGUCGAAUUGGAUGUUUGCAGAUCCACUAAUGAAGAAGGCACAGAGGGCUCGUUCGACCGUGUUGUCAUUACAAAGAGCAAGAGUCCUGCAUUGCACCAUCAGGCUCGGAGGUCGCUUUGGGGGGAUUUGUGGCCACUUAGGAGUGGGAGAAAUUCCAAAUUUUAUAUGUAAAAUGAUAUCUCGUAAAUUCUUGAUUAGAAGAAAGAGUUCACACGUAGUGUGUGCUCGCUCGCCUUUUAGCGUUUGUACUGAAUUUGAGACGUGUUUGUACUUCACUAAUCGCAGAUAAAUAUAAGUACUAAUUGAUCGAUGUGGACACAAUUAGGGCUGGAAAUUGAAUCCAACGACUCCAUACUCGUUCAUCAAAAGUUGGGUUGGAGUUUUGACAUAGU